Suhomyces tanzawaensis NRRL Y-17324 is the source of this 1518-nucleotide messenger RNA. It is a transcript of the gene HEM2, whose product is annotated as porphobilinogen synthase. The record is from RefSeq and is a predicted model, not a curated record. Gene Ontology annotation, biological process: heme biosynthetic process. Lineage: Eukaryota; Fungi; Ascomycota; Pichiomycetes; Serinales; Debaryomycetaceae. Gene Ontology annotation, molecular function: zinc ion binding; porphobilinogen synthase activity. The transcript has a single exon. Bases 354 to 1379 code for a protein of 341 amino acids. Gene Ontology annotation, cellular component: cytosol.
CCCCAUACAAACCAUUCCACUCCCAAACACACCGGUCGCAUUACGUAACCCAGAUCGGGGCGUCAGAUCCAAUUGUCACCUCAACUGUCACUACACAACACUACAACGUUUCGGCGUGACGCCUGGAAACGGGUCCCUGCAACGGAAGGCGGUACCAGCAGCACCUACACCACCUGGAGCCUGACUCUGGCUCUCUGGACCCGCCCUGGGCUUAUCGGUGGUGGCCCUCUCUUGUCUUACGGGGUCUGACUUACUUUUUGGCAGCCCGCACGUGACGCGAUCAGUCACUAUAAGUUGGAGCAGUUGCCGCCUAUUGUGCCCACUAUUGCACCCCACUACCGCCGCUUCAGACAAUGGUCCACCAAGCAGAGUACCUCCCACCAACCGGCACAGACAUCUCCUCGGUCUUGCAAGGAGGCUAUGCCCACGCUUUGUCCCGUGAGUGGCAACAGGAGAGACAGUUGGCCAAGAACAUGUUCAUCUUCCCACUCUUUGUGUCGGACGACCCUGAGGAGGAGACGGCCAUCCCCUCGUUGCCCAACAUCAAGCGGUACGGACUCAACAAGCUCGUGCCCUACGUCGCGACCUUGGUGGCCAAGGGCCUCCGCUCUGUAAUUCUUUUUGGGGUGCCCUUGAAGCCUGGCGUGAAAGAUGCCCAGGCCACCGCUGCCGACGACCCCGAGGGUCCGGUGAUCCAGAGCAUCAAAGCAUUAAAAAAGGCAUUCCCAGACUUGUACAUCAUGUGUGACGUCUGCAUGUGUGAGUACACCGACCAUGGCCACUGCGGGGUGUUGUACGAAGAUGGCACCUUGAACCGUGAACAGUCGGUGUUGAGAAUCGGCAAGAUCGCUGUAAACUACGCGGCUGCAGGAGCUGACUGCGUGGCGCCUUCCGACAUGAUGGACGGGCGUAUCAAGGACAUCAAGAGAGGGUUGAUCGAUGCCGGCUUGGCCCACAAGUGUAUGGUGAUGGCGUACUCGGCCAAGUUCAGCGGAAACUUGUAUGGACCCUUCAGAGACGCUGCUGGUAGUGCCCCCAGCCAUGGGGACAGAAAGCGGUACCAGUUGCCCUCGGGCGGUGCUGGUUUGGCCCGCAGAGCUCUCGUUAGAGACAUGGAAGAAGGUGCCGAUGCGGUGAUUGUCAAGCCCUCCACCUUCUACUUGGAUAUCAUCAGCGACGCUUCCAAACUCUGCAAGGACUAUCCCAUCUGUGCCUACCAUGUCAGUGGUGAAUAUGCCAUGUUGCACGCAGCAGCUGAAAAGGGCAUUGUGGACUUGAAAGGGGUUGCAUUCGAAUCGCACCAAGGGUUCUUGAGAGCUGGUGCCAGAUUGAUUAUCAGUUACUUCACUCCCGAGUUCUUGGAGUGGUUGGAACAAUAGUGGUUCUGCUAGGACAUUUCUGCUAUGACUGAAAAUAAAUCUCUUACAAGAAUACUCGUCUCAUGGUUACAACAUGAUACCUGUAUCAAAUGGUGAUUACUAGAGUGUAAUCAGGGUGUAUCAAUGUGUAUUAGUAUAA